Molecule: messenger RNA, 1844 nt
Organism: Xiphias gladius (swordfish)
Lineage: Eukaryota; Metazoa; Chordata; Actinopteri; Istiophoriformes; Xiphiidae
Gene: gss
Product: glutathione synthetase
Exons: 13
Coding region: 360-1790 (476 amino acids)
Biological process (GO): glutathione biosynthetic process
Cellular component (GO): cytosol
Molecular function (GO): ATP binding; glutathione binding; glutathione synthase activity
Source: RefSeq, a predicted model, not a curated record
UAGGACUCGACCAAGCAAUCAGCGGUCGCUGGAGAGAAGCCGUAGAGCCUUUCCGGCAUAAACUACGGGUGGUUGUGGUGGGAUAUGAAGACGUCUUCCUUGUAACGACUCAGAGGAGUAGUAGUAGUGCACUUGGAACGGUUCCGUUAUUCGUUGAGCGCAGACGGACACAUUGGUUCUGUGAGACCUAUUGUGCAGGACACAAAACCUGGGGAAACCUGCCAGCCUGAGGGUGGAUAGCUAAUUAACUGUGUUAGCUACCACCACCAGCCACUGGCUGUUAGCCGAUGGUGUUCAACCUCUGUACCUGGUUACACAAGUCAGAAUCAGACUGUUGUCCACAUCUGGGGUGAAUCAGAAUGGCCCAGGGGAUACCAAACGAGGUGAUGGUGAACACUGCACUGACAAAAGAAUUGGCGGAUGUGGCAAAAGAUGCAGCGCUUCUGCAGGGUGUCCUAAUGAGGAUCCAAGAGACUCCCAACUCAUCGGAGGUCGUGACCUACGCCCCAUUUACACUCUUUCCCACACCUGUGCCUAAAGCUGCGUUCCUCCAGGCUCUGGCAGUGCAAACUCACUUUAACGCACUGGUGGACAAGAUCAGCCAGGAUCCAGACUUUCUGCGAGACGCACUUGCUAGCACCAUUGCAGUGGAUGAUUUCACUGCGAGGUUGUACAGGAUCCACCAACAGAUCCUGAAAGAAGGAAGGUCUCAGUCUAUUAUGUUGGGUCUCAAUCGGUCUGACUACAUGCUGGACCAGAAAGAGGACGGGACAUCAUCUCUGAAGCAGAUAGAGAUCAACACCUUUGCUGCUAGUUUUGGAGGUUUAUCAUCACGCUCACCCGAUGUACAUCGACACAUCCUCAAAGUUGCUGGCCUGCUGGAGGAGAGCCAGCGCAUCCUAGACAACAACCCUACCGCUGGUCUGGCUGGGGCAGUUGCCAAAGCUUGGGAGCUCUAUGGAUCAGAGAGAGCGGUUGUCAUGUUCUUAGUGGAAGAGAGCCAAAGGAACAUCUUUGAUCAGCGGUACAUUGAGAAUGAACUUUGGAAGAGAGACAUUCCCUCAAUAAGAAAGCAGUUUGACGAUGUUUGUAAAACAGGAUCCCUUGAUCAGGACAAGAGGCUGUUCGUUGAUGGCCUAGAGGUUGCAGUGGUGUACUUCAGGAAUGGCUACAUGCCUCAGAACUACGUCUCUGAACAGACCUGGGAUGCCCGUCUUCUGAUGGAGCGCUCUCUGGCUGUGAAAUGUCCAGACAUUGCCACUCACCUGGCUGGAACCAAGAAGGUCCAGCAGGUGCUCGCAAGACCUGGAGUUCUGGAGAAAUUCUUCCCCGACCAGCCUCAGGUAGUGGAGCAGAUCAGAGCAACGUUCGCUGGCCUCUACACUUUAGACAUGGGCCCAGAGGGUGACAAAACGGUAGCAAUGGCUUUGGCAGCACCAGACCAGUUUGUCCUGAAACCUCAGCGAGAAGGAGGAGGUAACAACAUCUAUGGAUCGCAGAUCUGCCAGGUCCUGGAGGAAUUGAAGGAGAGUACAGAGAGGAUGGCCUAUAUUCUGAUGGAUAAAAUCCAUCCCAACCCUGCACAGAACUACUUGCUGAGACGAGACACUCCCCUCCAGAUCAGUAACUGUCUCAGUGAACUGGGAGUGUUUGGAGCAUAUGUCAGGAAAGGUAAAGACAUGGUGAUGAAUGAGUGUGUGGGCCAUCUGCUAAGGACCAAGAGUUCAGAACAGUCAGACGGAGGUGUAGCAGCUGGAGUGGCCGUGCUGGACAAUCCUCUCCUUGUCUGAGAAUUUACGAUGAUACUUGAUAAAAUAAAUAAAUAAUAAUUUUUAAAAAAUGCA